This is a messenger RNA of Eucalyptus grandis, 474 nucleotides long. RefSeq names its product probable RNA-dependent RNA polymerase 5. Gene Ontology annotation, molecular function: RNA-directed RNA polymerase activity. Lineage: Eukaryota; Viridiplantae; Streptophyta; Magnoliopsida; Myrtales; Myrtaceae. The record is from RefSeq and is a predicted model, not a curated record. Gene Ontology annotation, biological process: siRNA processing. The transcript has 2 exons. Gene Ontology annotation, cellular component: nuclear RNA-directed RNA polymerase complex. The coding region runs from base 15 to 395 and encodes 126 amino acids.
GUCUGUCCAUCCUGAUGAACGAUGAAAAGAAGAGUUUGAAAGGAGGAAGGAUUCCUAUUCUAGAUUCUUACUAUCUAAUGGGGACAGCCGAUCCCACAAGAAUUCAUAAAAGUGAUGAAGUUUGUAUUAUCCUUGACAGUGGACAAAUUUCAGGGAAGGUAUUAGUAUACCGCAAUCCUGGUUUGCACUUCGGAGAUAUUCAUGUUUUGAACGCUACAUAUGUGGAAGCUCUGGAAACAAAAGUUGGAAAUUCAAAGUAUGCUAUAUUUUUCGCUACUAGUGGACAGCGCUCCUUGGCCGAUGAAAUAGCUGGUGGGGAUUUCGAUGGGGAUAUGUAUUGGGUUUCACGGAACCCUCAGGUUGGUGUUUAUAUGAGAUUCGCUCAUUCUUGUUAGACGUGUUGUAUUACAUUUGGUUGAUGUCCUUUGCUAGCUAAUGAUGAUACAACCUUGGACCCCCUUCCCCUUCCCCCAC